Cuscuta campestris is the source of this 1017-nucleotide messenger RNA. The record is from the annotation of a GenBank genome assembly. NCBI's taxonomy places the organism in Eukaryota, Viridiplantae, Streptophyta, Magnoliopsida, Solanales, Convolvulaceae.
AUAGCCGCUGUUGAUUUGAACUCCAAAAAAAAAAAAUCGUCCCUAGUUUCCCGAAAAACUCCUGCCGCCGAUCUACUUUUGCAGCACUAAAUCUUGUGCCCUCCGUCGCACCAUCAGAUUGCCGGCCGAAUUGUCCUAGCCGCACCAGAUUUGGUGCGUGGUACUCCAAUGGCAUUAAGUGAUAUUCCCUUGGAGUUAAAAAGUUUCAAAAUAAGGAUGAUGAAUGCUAUAAGGAAUCUUCUCUUCUGAUUCUGAGUUAUUUGCGUUCAAUGUGGAAAUCUCUUGCUCGAUACAAGAUUUGGUGCGUGGUACUCCAAUGGCAUUGAGUGAUAUUCCCUUGGAGUUAAAAAGUUUCAAAAUAAGGAUGAUGAACGCUAUAAGGAAUCUUCUCGGUAUUCCCAUGGCUCCACCUGAUCUGGUCCCCACAACCACUCUACACAAUCCUACAUCUACUGAUGUGGAGCGUACGAUUGGGGAUACAGUGAGAGUUCCUACAGUUGAUGCUGAUGGUGUUUUUGUUGAAGGUACUGUUAAUGCCUUUCCAUCAGAUCUUGUCGUUGUUGAUACGCACGUAGAUGCACCAGGUAAAGGAGAAGUUGCAAAGGAUCCAACAUUGAGCAAUGUCAUCAUCGCAUGUAGCCUUGUGCCUUCGUUCAAAACAGCCCAAGUAGCAGAUGUGAAUUAUAGGCAAGCGGACAUCUCAUUGUCCUUUGAUAUCAUCCAGUCCUCUGCCCAUGCGAAUAUAGUGGAGUCCGAGUAUAGGGUUUCACCGCCGGUAGCUAAGUUUGCAUUUGCUCUUCUCUCUUAUGUCCAUCGAUAUACUCCAAUUUGCAGGCUUAAUGGAGAUCUAUCAUCAAGUGGGCAUAGUCUUUGGGUCAACAUUUUCUCUCCAGUCUCGAAGCAUGAGUGGGAGCCUCCACCUUGAGGACAAGGUGGUUUUCUAAGGAGGAUUUCAUUUCGAAUGAUUAAUGAAUAAAAUAUUGUUAACAUAAUCUCAAAUAACAUAAUGACCAAUUG